This is a messenger RNA of Neoarthrinium moseri, 1110 nucleotides long. RefSeq lists its product as uncharacterized. Gene Ontology annotation, molecular function: hydrolase activity. Bases 1 to 1110 code for a protein of 369 amino acids. The transcript has a single exon. NCBI's taxonomy places the organism in Eukaryota, Fungi, Ascomycota, Sordariomycetes, Amphisphaeriales, Apiosporaceae. The record is from RefSeq and is a predicted model, not a curated record.
AUGCCUCCUCUCCCAUUUACGAAGGAAGAGGUCUUAGCCACAGGCGUCAUCGACCCCGAGUUAGAGGCAGCUCUCAAGGCGAAGCCAAUCCCUCCUGGCAGUGCAUAUACGCUUGAGCAGUUGAAAGAGAUCAACGAAGUCGCUCUGCCGUGGCACCAGGAGCGAUUGAUGCAAAGCAAGCCGGCGAAUAUUACCGAGUACGAACGGCAAUUACCUGUGGGUGGUGGACAUACGGCUAGGUUGAUCGUAUGCCAGAGAUCCAGUCCCAGUAAAGCAGCGAACAGGCCUCUAGUAGUUCUGCUCCACGGCGGAGGGCACUGCGUGGGCAAUCCAGAGUCUGAGGUUCCCCUUGCUCGUCGCCUCGCGCUAGAACUUGAUGCUGUUGUGGUACUCCCGACUUACCGGCUCGCCCCAGAGUUCCCAUUUCCUGCAUCUAUCAACGAUUCAUGGAACAUUGUUCAGCAUCUGGCAGCAGAGGCAGACCCGUCUCGCAGCAUAAAGUCACGCAUACUUCCUUCACAGUGCGACCCAAGACUUGGGUUUAUCGUCGGGGGUACCAGUGCGGGCGCCAAUUUAGCAGCGUCAAUCACGCAUUUGGCCCGUGAUAGCAAUUUAACACCCUGCCUGACAGGCCAGAUGUUGAUAGCUGGGACUUUUAUCAGCCCGCAACAUGUGCCGAUUCAAUAUUCACCCUUCUAUCUUGCACGUGAUCAAAACAAAAAUGCACCAAUCUUGGACCUAGACCUGUACAAUCUGUUCCAGACUGCGUUCAAACCCGACCAUAUGUCGCCUCUGUGGGCUAUCUUCGAUCAACGUCACCCCCUGGAUGCAAAUACCGAAGACGGGGGCAGUACUGGAGUACGCCACGGGCACCUCAAUCUGCCACCAGCUUAUUUUCAAAUAUGUGGUCUCGAUAUUGGUCGGGAUGACAGUCUCAUCUAUGAGCGUGUCUUACGAGAGGAAAGCAACGUCUCCACCAGGGCAGACUUGUAUCCUGGAUUCAGCCAUUGCUGGUGGAGUUUGUUUCCAGAGUUGGGAAUGUCGAAGAGGAGGGAAGACGAUGCAGUUCGGGGGGUUGCAUGGUUACUUUCAACGCCCAGCGUCCGAUAA